Messenger RNA from Diaporthe citri, 654 nucleotides. RefSeq lists its product as uncharacterized. NCBI's taxonomy places the organism in Eukaryota, Fungi, Ascomycota, Sordariomycetes, Diaporthales, Diaporthaceae. The transcript has 3 exons. The record is from RefSeq and is a predicted model, not a curated record. Bases 1 to 654 code for a protein of 217 amino acids. Gene Ontology annotation, molecular function: identical protein binding.
AUGGACGUCUUCGAAAACAUCACCGCGAUGCGCUCUGGCACCGAUGCUGCUGAGGCCAUGGAGGCCAUCCAGAAGAACAACUCCGCAAUCGUCGCCAAGCGCGCGGGCCGGUACGACGAGGCUAUCCGCCUGCACUCCGAGGCCGUCCAAGUUAAGGUCCGGCUCCACGGCGAGCGGUCCGUCCACGCCGCAAUCUCCUUCAACAACCUCGGCGAGACGUAUCUCGCGGCUGGGAAGCUCGACGAGGCGGCGGCUGCGUUCGCGAAGGCCCUCGCGGUCAGGGACGACAAGGCGUUUGGCGGCAUGGAGCUCGGCCCCCGCAACGACGCCGCUGCGAGCCGGGACAAUAUGGCGCGCGUGCUGGAGGCGAGAGGGGACUUCCCUGGUGCUCGGGAACUCCGUCUCAAGGGUGCGGACAAGGGCCACACGAUGUGUGGAUGUGAAAAUUGUGUGUCCCCCGGAGGCGCCAUGCUGUCCCGCGCACAGUUGAAAGCCUGUGGUGCGUGCCGUUCCGUCUUUUACUGCAGCCCAGUCUGCCAGAAGAGGGACUGGACCAGGAGGCACAAGCCCCUUUGCAAGAAGUACAUGAGCAGUAAGCUGCCAGGCCAGCUGGACCUGGCGAAUCUGCCUAGGGUGGAGAAGGAGAUCAUCUGA